Molecule: messenger RNA, 345 nt
Organism: Suillus fuscotomentosus
Lineage: Eukaryota; Fungi; Basidiomycota; Agaricomycetes; Boletales; Suillaceae
Exons: 1
Coding region: 1-345 (114 amino acids)
Source: RefSeq, a predicted model, not a curated record
AUGACCGUUCAGGUGCGUCAUCCGCCUGGUGCUUCCGGUCAAGUCAAAAAAUGGCUUGGUGGCAUGCCUUUGGCGCAUGCUUCGACUCUUGUGGUUGCUCAUCGAAAGGCCAGUGAUUUUGAAAAACGCGUCGAAGCUCGAAACAAAGAAUGGAACAAUAGCAUGCUGUUGAAGAUGGCUUGGGCUGAUCUCAUGAUAAGCUAUCCUACCAAUAGCUUCGUGGCUGAUGUUGACCUCAAGUGUCUGACCGCACUAGAAGCAAGGAUGUUCGAGGAUUCCGAAGAAGCAGGACCUGCAGGCAACCAGCAGUGGGGUUUGGAUGCUGGCCAACAUCAUAGGCGAUAG